Messenger RNA from Ostertagia ostertagi, 300 nucleotides. NCBI's taxonomy places the organism in Eukaryota, Metazoa, Nematoda, Chromadorea, Rhabditida, Trichostrongylidae. The record is from the annotation of a GenBank genome assembly.
AUGGUUAUUCUAACUAAAGAACAAGAAGAAGCUGCUAAGGAGGGCCUCUGGCUACCUCAGCUCGAACGAGAUGGUUGUGGUGUUGGUUUCGUCGUCUCUAUCAAAGGCAUCAAAACCCAUAAGAUCCUCUGCGAAGCUCGCACAAUGUUGGAACGCAUGGCUCAUCGUGGCGCUUGUGCAUGCGACAACGAUUCCGGUGAUGGCGCAGGAGUUUUGACGGCGAUACCCGAUCUUCUCUACAGGAAAUCUGUGAAAGAGUCAGUUCAUUGGAAAGAUUACAUUGAUAAAAGAUUGCCGAGC